AUGAUAUCUUCAGACACUAAUAAGCAAAUCAUCUCCUUCUGUACAUUCAUGGUGGGUUGUUUCUCCUGCUAUGUAGCAAGAGACAUUAUAACAACGGGGCAAAACAUCAGUGAUGGUUCAGAUUAUUUAGAAUCUCCGGAGAAGAAGUUUCAAAUGGGCUUCUUUUCACGUGAGGAAUCAUCAGAAGUAAGACGAUAUGUGGGUGUAUGGUAUACCAUGGAUCCAAAGACCGUGGUGUGGGUGGCUAAUCGUGAUAAACCAGUGCUGGAUUCCACUGGAGUUCUUGCUGUUUCAGAAGAAGGUAGCCUUAAGCUGCUCGAUGGAAAUGGAGUUGAAUACUUCUCUACAGAAACAGGUAUGUUAACUGAAUGA
This is a messenger RNA of Lactuca saligna, 372 nucleotides long. Lineage: Eukaryota; Viridiplantae; Streptophyta; Magnoliopsida; Asterales; Asteraceae. The record is from the annotation of a GenBank genome assembly.